This is a messenger RNA of Malurus melanocephalus (red-backed fairy wren), 1380 nucleotides long. It is a transcript of the gene RETREG1, whose product is annotated as reticulophagy regulator 1. The record is from RefSeq and is a predicted model, not a curated record. Lineage: Eukaryota; Metazoa; Chordata; Aves; Passeriformes; Maluridae. The transcript is spliced from 7 exons. Bases 210 to 1289 code for a protein of 359 amino acids. Gene Ontology annotation, cellular component: endoplasmic reticulum membrane. Gene Ontology annotation, biological process: reticulophagy; negative regulation of neuron apoptotic process.
CCGACCGCUCUGAACUUCAUUCAAGACCAGCAGCACUUAGGAUGUCUUGUAAACAUUUGCUCUCUGAGCAAGGAGCAUUCUUCCUGGCGGUGAGCAGCACAGGUGCCCAGCUGGUGGCUCCUAAAAUACAAAACAGACUCGAAGAUCAUUGCCUGGAUUACCUAGAUUGGUAGAGAGAGAGAGAGAGAAAAUUCCCUUUUGCAUCUGAAAUGCCAGACAGUGAGGAUCUGGGACACGAUGACAGCUGGAAAGUCACCGAUUCCAGUCAAGACUACAGACUCAGAAUAAAUCAGUGCAUUUCAGAAACACUGAUGACUUUAUUUGUAUUUCUUCAAGAAAUGUCCCACUUUAAGGAACAAAACCCUGGCAAGUUUUGCCUACUAGUCUGCAGCAUAUGUACAUUUUUCACUGUCUUGGGAAGUUACAUUCCUGGAGUUGUCCUCUCUUAUGUCUUGUUAUUGUGUGCCUUUUUGUGUCCCUUCCUUAAGUGCAAUGAAUUUGGACAGAAAUUGUGCAGUAAAAUUAAGGCUGUUCUGAUGAAACUGGAUUUUGGACUAGUGGAAUAUAUCAACCAGAAGAGAAAAGAGAGAGCUGAAACAGCAAAAACAAAACUCACAGAAGAUGACAGUGAAUUAGACAUAUCAGCUCUGUGUCCUAAGGUUAGUCCUGCAGUUGUUGCCAAAGAGCUGUCAGUGUCUGACACAGAYGUAUCAGAAGUAUCCUGGACCGAUAAUGGAACCUUUAACUUAUCCGAGGGAUAUUCUCCACAGACAGACACAUCUGAUGAUUUUGACCGACCUAGUGAUCAUGAAGAAGCUUUUGCUAGAGAUCUUUUAGAGUUUCCCUCUUUAGAAAAUGGUGCCGGCACAAAUGAUGACGACGACUCAAGCAUCRGUUUGCCCACCCAGCAGAAGCGAAGGAAAGAGCAAACGGAUGUCAAGGCUUCCAGACAGAGUAAAGAGAGACCAUCCACUGCAGGGUUGUCCUUGCCUUUGACCAGUGACCAAACCUUUAAUUUAAUGAGUGGAAUUGCUGGCGACGUCAUCACGGCUGCGGUGUCUGCUGCCAUCAAAGACCAGCUGCAGUCCCUACAGCMAGCUCCCUCACAGGCAGCGCCCAGUUUGAGUGAGGAGACAGACACAGAGGAGGCUGAUGAUUUUGAACUGCUUGACCAGUCUGAGCUAGAGCAGAUUGAGAAAGAACUGGGACUUUCACAAGGCCAAGAAGCAGAAUCCCAGGAAAAGAAAAAGUCUUCAGGCUUCCUUUCAAAUCUGCUUGGGAGCCAUUAACCUGGAAAUUGCAGCUGGUAAUGCAGAAGAAAUUAAACAUAAAACACAAAAAAAUACCAUCAAAUGCAAAAAAAAAAAAAAAAAAAAAAAA